GAUUUUCUAUAACUCUCUUCCUUAUCAGCGAAUACUCUUACUCACAUAUUAACAACUUACAGUUGUGCAUAACUGCAUUCAGACUCAGAGUAUUACUCUACUUUAGAUGGUGCAUUUAGGAGCGGGCGACAUUUCAUUAUUUAUCUCUAUAAAAUGGAAUCAUCACAUUCAUAACUUCUUAAUCUGAAUAACUAAAUGGAAAACAGUGACCAAGACCCCCUUCUGGUUUCAGAAAAUACCAGAAGGAGAAAAAAAUCUUAUGGGACAAGCUCACAACAGGAAGUGAAGAAUUUUAAUUCAGGCAAUGAAAAUGGGUUUAAAGAUGAUAUUAAACCUAUACUUGAUGAGAUACAUUCAUUGAAAAGAUCAAGUAGAGCAAAUGAAACGGUGCCUAUUGGUUCGUUAGAUGUUCUUUCAGUCAAAUAUGAGAGUUUGGAUUAUGAUAUAUGUGAAAAUCGAUUAAUGUUAGAUGAAGAAAGGAACAAAGGCUACAGUUAUUACAUUAAAAAAUUAUUUAUGAAAUGGAUUAUAUUUUUUCUCAUCGGUAUGUUAACUGCAUUAAUUGGAGUAUGUAUAGACAUAUCAAUUGAUAUUAUUUCUACAUACAAAUAUAGUGUUAUUAAGAACAAUAUUGAUCAUUGUGUGACUGAAGACUGCCUACAUGUGCCUUUUUUUAUAUGGGUUGGAAUGAAUGUUGGAUUGGUAUUUGUAGGUGCUGUUCUCGUAGCUUAUAUUGAGCCUGUAGCUGGAGGUAGUGGGAUACCCCAAGUAAAAUGUUAUCUUAAUGGCAUAAAAAUGCCAAGAUUAGUAAGAAUUAAAACUCUAAUAGUCAAGGUGAUUGGUGUGAUUUCUACAGUUGUUGGUGGUCUUGCUGGAGGAAAGGAAGGACCAAUGAUCCAUGCAGGUGCUGUAGUUGCUGCUGGUAUUUCCCAGGGUAAAAGCACUUCUCUGAAAUCAGAUUGCAAGAUUUUGGGUUACUUCAGAGAAGACCACGAAAAAAGAGAUUUUGUCUCUGGUGGUGCUGCUGCAGGCGUAGCAGCAGCAUUUGGAGCUCCUGUGGGUGGUGUUUUGUUUAGUUUAGAAGAAGGAAGCAGUUUUUGGAACCAGAGCUUAACUUGGAGGAUAUUUUUUGCCUCUUCUAUUUCCACAUUUACAUUGAAUAUUAUUUUGAGCGCUUAUCAUGGAAGACCAGGAGAGCUUGCUUAUUAUGGAUUACUUAAUUUUGGCCAUUUUGAAUCAUUAGAUUAUCAACUUUUUGAAUUGGCUCUCUUUGCUUUGAUGGGUGUUAUUGGGGGUAUUUUAGGAUCAGUAUAUACAUUUAUUAACUAUAGGCUCACAGUUUUCAGAUUAAGAUAUAUUAACAGCCAAUGGCUGAAGGUAGUAGAAGCAUGUUUGGUCGCUGCAGUUAGCGCUACUGUUGGGUUACUCAUGAUAUACCUACUGAAUGACUGUCGACCAUUAGGUCAAGACCCCACAAAAUUCCCUAUCCAGAUGUACUGUAAUGAUGGUGAAUAUAAUUCAGCUGCUGCAAUUUGGUUGCAAGUCCCUGAAGCUAGUGUUCGUUCUUUGUUUCAUGAUCCACCUGCAUCACAUAAAUUAUCAACUCUAGUUAUAUUCAUGGUUGUGUAUUUGGGAUUGUCUAUAUGGACUUACGGUUUGAGUAUGUCUGCAGGAAUUUUCAUACCUUGUCUUCUGACAGGGGCAGCUUGGGGAAGAGUCAUAGGAAUACUCAUUUCCUUGAUGCUACCAAAUGCCAGUUGGGUCGAUCCCGGAAAGUAUGCAUUAGUAGGAGCAGCUGCACAACUUGGAGGAGUUGUAAGGAUGACAAUAAGUUUAACAAUUAUCUUGAUUGAAGCAACUGGCAAUAUUAACUUUGGACUACCAUUAAUGAUAACACUAAUGACAGCUAAAUGGGUUGGUGAAUACUUCUGUGAGGGAUUCUAUGAUAUACACAUUCAGCUGGCUGGAGUACCCUUGUUAGCAUGGGACCCUCCUCCUUUAUCUUCAUCAUUUACUGCUAACAAAGUAAUGAGCUACCCAGUAGUUACUUUACCACCUACUGUAAACGUGAGAACAAUUGUAAAUAUUUUGACAAGUGUCACGUUCAAUGGUUUUCCUAUCGUAGAGGAAACUAAAAGUAAAUAUCACAGAUCUUCUGGGGCUUGUUUUAAAUCUGCUGGCCGGUUGAGAGGACUCAUUUUACGAUCUCAGUUACUAGUCCUUCUGAAAAGACGAAUUCAUGUUCAGCAAGGGGUUGUCCCAGAAAUUACAAUUAAAGAUUUUAGAGAAGAGUAUCCAAGUUAUUGUGAAAUAAAGGAUAUAUAUAUACCAGAAGAAGAGAUGGACUGUAAAAUAGAUUUAACACCAUAUAUGAAUCCAUCUCCUUACACAGUUCAGCACGUGGCAUCAUUACCAAGGAUGUUUAGACUAUUUCGAGCUCUUGGUUUAAGACACUUAAUUGUUGUAAAUGAAACAAAUGAAGUGAUUGGAAUGGUUACCAGAAAGGAUUUGGCGAGAUAUAGAAUAGCGAAACAUUCCGGACAAGUAAACAUGGAAGAAUUGAAUUUUUCAGACCGACUUUAAUUAACCGAAAGUAUUCUAAUUUUUAAUCUGUGAUUUUUAUACAAUGUUAUAUGGUGUUUAUAUAGACAUUUUAUGUAAUGUAAUUGUUUUUAUAUAAUGUUUUUACAUAUAGACAACUUGAAUUACUUAUAUGUUCUGU
This is a messenger RNA of Cimex lectularius (bed bug), 2722 nucleotides long. RefSeq names its product H(+)/Cl(-) exchange transporter 7 (gene ClC-b). The transcript is spliced from 18 exons. Gene Ontology annotation, cellular component: intracellular membrane-bounded organelle; lysosomal membrane. NCBI's taxonomy places the organism in Eukaryota, Metazoa, Arthropoda, Insecta, Hemiptera, Cimicidae. Bases 196 to 2583 code for a protein of 795 amino acids. Gene Ontology annotation, biological process: transmembrane transport; chloride transport. The record is from RefSeq and is a predicted model, not a curated record. Gene Ontology annotation, molecular function: voltage-gated chloride channel activity.